Molecule: messenger RNA, 1060 nt
Organism: Cricetulus griseus (Chinese hamster)
Lineage: Eukaryota; Metazoa; Chordata; Mammalia; Rodentia; Cricetidae
Source: RefSeq, a predicted model, not a curated record
AUGACUUUGUCCUCACUCCAGCAGUACCCAGAAGGUGUCUUCUAUGACCUGGACAGUUGCAAGCCCUUCAGUUACCCAGAUUCAGAUGGGGGCCCUGACUCCACAUGGGGUUGGACGGAGGCCCCGCCUGCCCCCACCAUCACACCCUAUGAAGUCUUCGACCCCACUACGGCUGCCUUUGCCCACUCCCAGGCUGUACAGCUCUGUUAUGGUCAUGGUCUCAGCCCCUCUGCCUACAGCCCUGUGGGGACCCUCGACCCAGCCCCUAGCUUGGAGGCUCCAGGGCCUGGCCUCCAGGUGUACCCCUCCGAGGACUUCGUCAGCCAGACCCUGGGCCCCCUGGCUAAUGCUCCGUACCCCAGCCCUGUGCUGUCAGAGGAGGAAGACAUUCUGCUGGACAGCCCUGCCCUGGAGGUCUCGGACAGUGAGUCAGACGAGGCCCUCUUGGCUGGCUCCGAGGGGAGGGGAUCCGAGGCAGGUGCACGCAAGAAGCUGCGCCUGUACCAGUUCCUGCUGGGGCUGCUGCUGCGCGGGGACAUGCGCGAGUGCGUGUGGUGGGUGGAGCCGGGUGCCGGCGUCUUCCAGUUCUCCUCCAAGCACAAGGAGCUGCUGGCUCGCCGCUGGGGCCAGCAGAAGGGCAACCGCAAGCGUAUGACGUACCAGAAGCUGGCGCGUGCGCUGCGAAACUACGCCAAGACGGGCGAAAUCCGCAAGGUCAAACGCAAGCUCACCUACCAGUUUGACAGCGCGCUGCUGCCCGCCCCCCGGCGCGCCUGAGCCCCUCUCGGACCCCUUUCUGGCCCCCAGGCCCCAGCACGCAUUGAGCCCCGUAUGCGGGCAGUAGGCUGCCAGGGUCCUCAGCUCUCACCAGGGCCUCCUCAGCGUCCCCCGUGCCAUGUAUGGGAUUCCCCAGGAUGGUCGUGUUUGAGGGGGAUGUCUCAUGACCCACUGGUCCUUCUAUAUGCUCCUAGAAAGGCAGGUUUCUCUGUGGGGGCCCCUGGUGGUGGUUGCGGUUCUGUUCCCGGAAGGAAUCCACAUUGGUAUUUCUUGCCAGCCCUGU